Messenger RNA from Elaeis guineensis (African oil palm), 1281 nucleotides. RefSeq lists its product as uncharacterized. Gene Ontology annotation, molecular function: protein binding. NCBI's taxonomy places the organism in Eukaryota, Viridiplantae, Streptophyta, Magnoliopsida, Arecales, Arecaceae. The record is from RefSeq and is a predicted model, not a curated record.
GAUGGCGACGGCUCUGAACAAGAUCGAGAGGGCGCAUCAGAUGUAUCGAGAAGGGCAGCACGAGGAGGCGCUAGGGCUCUACACUGAGGCCCUGGCUCUGGCCAAGACCAAGGCCCAGAAGAUCGCGCUCCACAGCAACCGGGCCGCCUGCUAUCUGAAAUUGCACGACUUCAAGAAGGCAGCAGAAGAAUGUACGUCAGUCCUCGAGCUAGAUCACCAGCACACGGGGGCAUUGAUGUUACGUGCACAAACAUUGGUUACUCUUAAGGACUACCAAUCAGCACUGUUUGAUGUCAACCGUCUGAUGGAGCUAAAUCCAUCAUCAGAUGUGUACCAGAACCUGCAAUCUCGACUAAGAACACAAUUGUCACUAGCCCCGAUACCUGAAUCUGAGGAAGAGGCACUGUACCUCGAAGAAGAUGAAGAAUCCCCUCCGAAACGGGAUGCAAAAAUUGAGCCCCAAAGCAGUAAUCCUGAAGUAACUGUAACCCAAACUCCGAACCUUGCGGUUUCGGCUAAUCUGCCUUCCAAACCCAAGGGUUGGGAAGCAAUCCCAAAACCAAAAGGGCAUUCAGGUCUGGACUACUCUCGAUGGGACAGGGUGGAAGAUGAUUCAAGUGAAGAGGAAGAUGAUGCAGAAGAGCAGCAACCACAGUAUCGAUUUCGUGUUAGAACUGUUGGCAUGCGGACUGUGAAGUGAAUAAGCUCUUGGGUAAAGUUUAAAGGUAAAUAUAUGGAUAUUUGACAAAAGGAUUGCCUGAACGUAAUCAUCCAUGGCCCAUCUAUCUGGUUUGACUACUCAUACAAGGAGUCAUCCAUAUGUCCAGAAGUGACUGAUAGAGGCUGAUGAAGAUUUUUGCCAGCUCUAGUCAGUUACAGUUUACAUGUCCAUGGUUAACUGGCAGCUUGAUGGAUUGGUCCAGGAUGAGCUAUACAUACCGAAUGCAUAUCACUGCCUUAUCAUUGUAGAAAUAUGGGACCCUUUAAUUCAAUAAGGAGCAUUCUGCUUGAAAAACAUAUUUCUAUCAACAAUAAACCAUAAUUCUGCAAGCUGUUCUAGUGCAUUAAUAGCAUGGGAGAGAGCACAUUUGUUUCUGGGGAUAAAGGAAUCUUGUUCACAGGUGUAAUAUUUUAAUUAUUUUAGAGAUGUCGAGAUUGAUGUAAUUUGAAGAGUAGAUUUAUGUGUUUAGCCUUCUAUUACCCGUCCCUUAACUGACACUAGAGAGUGCUACUUUUUCUGUAAUUAAUUCAAAUAUGAAGUUCUGAUAAUGCUUUCAGCCA